UUACUCCUGCUUUCCGAAAUUUAAACCCGGCCCAAUUCGCAAGGGGAGGCCGUCAUCCAAAAAUUUUCAGCCACUCAGAAGCUGUUGAGCUCGACGGAGUUCCCUCCAUCCAGACUCCACUCCAGAGAAAACGAUAAACCCUCUUUCUCUCAAUGCCGAUCUCAUAAAAAUCCAAACCCUAACCCUAAAAAUCCAUGGCGUCCUGUUUGAUUUCCUGCAAAUACCCAAUCUCUAAACCCUCACUCCUCCGCCCAACUCCCUUCGUCGCCGUCCCCCUUCGCCUUCGCACCUCUCAAAGAUCUGCGGCCGUUGGGGUUAGGGUUAGGGUUUCGGCUCCGGCGAUCAGAGCGAGCGUCGACGUUCCCGCUGGACUCAGGCCUGGGCGAGUUGUGGAGACCGAUAAGCUGCCUUCGGGUGUGAGGAAUCGAGCGAUGGAGGCCGUUGAUUCGUACGGAGGCAGGGUUACGAUUGGGGAUGUGGCGAGUAGAGCUGGGCUUAAAUUGAAUGAGGCUGAGAGAGCUCUUCAGGCUCUCGCUGCUGACACUGGUGGAUUCUUAGAGGUUUCAGAUGAAGGCGAUGUUCUUUAUGUUUUCCCAAGGGAUUACAGGUCAAAGUUGGCUGGGAAAUCUUUUAGAAUGAAAGUAGAACCUCUACUCGACAAAUUGAAGGGAGGGGCUGAGUACUUAAUCAGGGUCUCCUUUGGGACAGCACUUAUUGCUUCAAUAGUUAUUGUUUACACAACAAUCAUCGCGCUCGUCUCAAGUAGAAGUGAUGAAGAUAAUCGAGGAAGACGUGGAGGAAGGUCGUAUGACUCUGGUUUUACAGUUUUCUUCAGCCCAACAGACCUAUUUUGGUACUGGGAUCCAUACUACUACAGGAGGCAGCAAAUCAGAAAAAAUGAUGGAAUGAACUUUAUUGAAUCUGUUUUUUCAUUUGUGUUUGGUGACGGAGAUCCAAAUCAAGGACUUGAAGAGGAGAGGUGGAAACUGAUUGGACAAUAUAUUGCCUCAAAAGGUGGCGUUGUCACUGCUGAGGAGCUUGCUCCAUAUCUGGAUGUUAUGCCUAUAGAAGACAAAAAGGAGCAGGAUGUUGAUUCAUACGUCUUACCUGUAUUAUUACGCUUCGAUGGGCAUCCAGAAGUGGAUGAUGAGGGAAACAUCCUAUAUUGCUUUCCAUCCUUGCAGCGUACUGCUUCAUCCCAAAGGGUUGGGCGAAAGGAAUAUGUAGGGAAGUGGGCUGAGUGGGUUGAUGGAGUUGGGAAGUAUCUUGAGGAGAAGAAAUGGUCCUUCAGUAAAGCUGGAUCAUCGCAGAAAGGAAUGGUUAUAGGACUGGGAGCACUCAAUCUUUUUGGAGUUGUUGUUCUGGGCAGCAUGUUAAAGAACACUGCAAUAGCACCCGCUGGCUUUAUUUCUUUUGUUGCUGACAUAUUUCCUCUACUCCAGGUCUAUGCUGCUUCGUUCUUUGCAAUACCCUUGUUCCGAUGGUUCCUCUUGCGUAAAAGGAAUGCAGAUAUUGAAAAACGCAAUCUGGGUAGAAAACAACAAGCUCGAGCCCUUGAAUUGCCUGAUUCAUCUCUCAGAAGGAAGCUUUCCAGCGCUAGAGAGAUGGCACGUCGAACUGUUAUUGGUUCAGAGAGGAUAGUCUACAGUACAGAAAAAGAUGUUUCAGACCAAGAUUUUGAGGCUAGAGAAUGGGAUCGGAGAUUCAGAGAACUUGAGAGAUCGGAUUGAUGACAACACUGUUUUAUCCUUCAUAUCAUCAAACUAUCUUUGCUGCUGCUGCCCCAUAAUACCCUAACCAGGAAGUGUGCUGGUUACUGAAGGCGUAAAUCAGAAAGCAGCAGGGCUUCACUCUCCAUUUGUACAAUUUCUGUUAAUAUCACCAUAAUUUUAUCAACAGACAGCUGCUGGCUGCCAGGGCACUUCCAGACAUUGACAAAGACACUGCGGUCAGUUUUUUGCACAUGGCUCGGGUUGUUGUAGAAAUGUUUCACUUUUGUACGCGCUAUUGUUGUAAUAAUUUCUUUAAGUUCUAAUGUUAUUCUUAAGGUAGCUAUCAUUUUCGACUUUUUUUCUCAAAUGAGAACUAGGAUUCUUAACACCUGUAAUAAAAAGCAAAAAACCGAGUAUAGAGAAGAGAAAAGAUGAUAUCUUUGAA
This is a messenger RNA of Asparagus officinalis (garden asparagus), 2157 nucleotides long. RefSeq lists its product as uncharacterized. Gene Ontology annotation, cellular component: chloroplast envelope. NCBI's taxonomy places the organism in Eukaryota, Viridiplantae, Streptophyta, Magnoliopsida, Asparagales, Asparagaceae. The record is from RefSeq and is a predicted model, not a curated record.